Hepatospora eriocheir is the source of this 1125-nucleotide messenger RNA. NCBI's taxonomy places the organism in Eukaryota, Fungi, Microsporidia, Hepatosporidae. The record is from the annotation of a GenBank genome assembly.
AUGCUAAUAAGUAUUUUAAGAAGUGUGAUGUUUCUAUUAAGCAAUAAUACCUUUGUGGUUGAUAGAGAAAGAUGUGAAGAUAUUAUAAAAAGUGAAGAGAUAACUACUUUAAUAGAAGAAUUCAACUCGUUAUUUAGAAACUUUCAAAUUGGUUUUUUAAAAGAAGUUUUAGAAAUCAUAAUAAAAAUUAAUACCACUUUUUUUAAUGAGAAAAAUGCCUUAAAAGACUGUCUUGAUAAAUUAAAUGUGAUUAAGUUGAACGACGAAAAUUAUAAAAAAAAUAUGGUUGAUUUUUUUAACGAAAUAUUUAGAGUAGUAAAUAAUGACAAUAAUUUCAAUUGUAGUGAAUUAUUGGGAAAAGAAGACAUUGAAUUUUUUAAAUCUGUUGAUUUUUACUCCUUUAAAUUAGCUACAAUAAUAUUUUCUACUUGUAAAUAUGUAAAUUUUAAAAUUUUAACAGGUAAUGAGAAGAGAAAAUGUAUUAGAAAAUUAGGCAAAAAAGUUUUUUAUUUGUAUGAAGCAGUAAUUAAACGAUUAAAUUUCGUAGAUGUCGAUUGUGAAUAUCAAAAUUACGAGAAAAUUAAAGAAGAAUUUAAAGAUUUUUUAUUAUUAAAAACCGAUUUAAACUUUAAAAUUUAUAACACUCUUUGGGUAUUUUCAUUAAGAUCAUCUAGUAUUGACAUGAUUUUAAUAAUGAAAUUAAAAGACACGAUGUAUUAUUAUGAUGAAAAAAUAAAUCAAAUUGAUAUAAUUAAUGCUAAAAUAAAUAAAAAAGAACUAUCUAGUUAUGACAAAGAUUUCGAUGCAAUAUUAAGCAAUUUUAAUAUUGAUUUAAAGAAGUUUAUGAAACAUGGAGAAGAAUUACAAAUUUUACUUAAUGAAAUUGUUUAUCUUUUAGAAUUAUUUAAGAUAUAUUUAUUGGUUUUUAAUCAGAAAGAGUUUAAAUUAAAAGAUGCAAAAGAUUUUACUAAAUAUUUAAUUUUACAGAUUAAAAACAAAAUAUCGUUUCAUAAGCUUUAUGAUUUUUAUGAAAGUGAUAAAGUUUUAAAAAUGCUUUACGAGGUUGAAAAAAAAUUAGUGAAAAUUUUCAAUAAUCUUGUAUCUAAUGACUCUGUGAAUAAUUAA